AUGUGCCGUUCGUUCACGUAUGCACUUGCGGCACUUGCGUCCGCUGCAUUCUCACUAACGCAUGCGCACACGAAUCUGCUCCUGAGUACCCAGCCCAUGCAGGACGCGGCGAAGGAGCCUGUGAUGAUUUCGCCAUCAGACGCACAUCGCGUGCUGACGCAUCACUUGCAGGUGGGAUCGAAUGCACUUCCGGAUGUACGCUUGCAUACUGCCGAGCACGAGGAUCUUUGGCAUCACCUGCCUGUGGACCAGGCGCAUUACGAUGCGUCGAGACUAUUUGAGCCAGAAGCGCCACGCCGCGGAAAUGUCAUGGUGAUUCUGCACGGAGCAGUAGAAGAUGAUGGAAAUUCCAAACUUCCAUCUGAUUUGUUCCCCGACUCCCUCACACAUACGCAUUCCAUUCCAUCGCAUACGUCACCUUCGCGUGAGAGUUUUGAUGCUCUUGCGGCGCUCUACGAAAAGACUGCGAAUGGCGUUCACAAAGCAUGGGAUGGUGCCAAAGAAGGUAUGGUUUCAUCUGUUGAGCGCCUGCGCGCUGAACUGGCAGACAUUGUCGGUUUGGCUAAUUCCGAAUUCAUUGACCUUGAUGCUCUCACAAGCGCACGAAUCCUGGCAUUGGAUGAUGUAAAGCAAGAAUUUGGUGCGCAAAGCUCCACAUACAGGGAGGCAAAGCAGCAGGUUAAGGAGACUCUAGAGCAUCUCGUUGAGCGUGUUAAGGACUUGGCAGGCGCGGGCGUCGCAGUUGUGCACACGUCAGGCGCAGACUCGCAUAGGCGACGUGCCGUGCCACAAUACAAUGUUGGGACGUCAUCGCCCCUGACCACACCGGCGUCAUCACAUGCAUCUUCGCCUCUGUACUAUGGAGCAUCACCACCACCACCACCACCAGGUGCAGCAGGGUCGUUGUCGGAAGCGUUCGACCCGCUUCAUGCAUUCCGCCCCGUUGGCCAUGUGACCACGAUGCAAGGCGCUGCCGCUUCCGUAGCCGGAUCGACAUGCCCGGCGUCGGAGCAGGAGUUGAGCAAUAUGACAAAUCACUGUAAUGGACAUGGAGUCGCUGUGCAGUCAGCAAAAGGUGGCCGUUUGUGCUGGCGAUGCAAAUGCAUGAGGACGACUGAGCAAGGCAUGACCCGUUCCUGGUCUGGCUCUGCGUGUGAAAAGCAAGACUGGGCGCCUGAGAUGCUCUUGUUCCUUGGCACUGCCUUGGUCUUGUUUGUCUCUAUCCUAGGAAGCUGUGCUCUGCUGUACCGAGAAGGCACGCAUGAGCUGCCUGGAACUCUCUCAAGUGUAUCUAUCCGUACAUAA
Malassezia globosa CBS 7966 is the source of this 1305-nucleotide messenger RNA. RefSeq lists its product as uncharacterized. The record is from RefSeq and is a predicted model, not a curated record. Lineage: Eukaryota; Fungi; Basidiomycota; Malasseziomycetes; Malasseziales; Malasseziaceae. Gene Ontology annotation, cellular component: endoplasmic reticulum. The transcript has a single exon. Bases 1 to 1305 code for a protein of 434 amino acids.